GAUGAAUAUCAUCUGGGUCCAUUACUCGUUUCAUUCAGAUUGUCGACCCAAUUUAAGUUCUAGUUCGAGAAAACAUAUUCGUCACACACUAAUCGUGAUCAUUAAACUAGUGCCACGUUUGUUGCUUUAACGGAUUCAUUUCAUUUUUCAUGUGCCUGUUACAGUUUUAUGUAAGUGCGUAACACGACUCUUGAUUAUAAUUACAAUAUUUGACAAACGAAAGUAUUCUUCUCGUGUCUCAUUUAACUGUGGUCCGAUAUGUUUCCCGAGCAAUAAAUAGUUAUUUUUACCAUCUUUUACUGUUAUACAAUUCUUUCCACUGCAGAAUACUCGUAAUUUGUUUACCCAACCACUUAUUGGGCACGCAUACACAAAUAGUGGUAACAAUUGAUGAUUUCGUCGGUCAUCGUUCGAACUGUUAACAAAACAAUUUUUUUUCAUUUAAUUCUUCACUUAUCGAACAUACAUCGAACAUAUCGUUGGUCCACAAAAAUUAGACAUUAGAUUUAUAGCAAUAUGGUUUCGCUGGUUAGGCCAUCAUUAUUCGUAAUCGUAGCAUCGGUUUUCAAUUCGUUUGUAGUUUGUACGGACAAAGAGUUAUUUCUGUCGCGAAAACGGCGCUACCUUACAUUUCCCGAAGAAAGUACACUGCAAUUGGUUUACGAUCAGAUCAUUGGCGUUGUGGACUUCACCAAUCUCUUCAUCUUAGGAAUUACAUGUGCCAUGGCUUGGCAAUUGCCGCACGAACCAUUCGAUGAAGAUUUUCUGAAAAAUCAAUUUCUGAAUGAUGAUGAACCGAAGCGGAGAAUCGAUGAAAAUGUCACCGAUACGUCGGUGAACGACUACCCAGAUCGGAAUUACAAUUCACUAGACUCGAGCAGUUGGAACGAAGUGUUUCAAAGUAACAAACUCUCAUCAUCAGCAUCAUGGGAUGACAGUACCAGAAAGAAAUUCUCGUACCAGAAAUUCAGAAAACCAACGAAAAAACAUUUGGCAUAUGCGGCUAUCGGUAAACGCAGCAUACCGCCAACGAGUAAAUUUGAUCGGUUCUACACUAACCAUCACCGCACAACGCGGCACGUAAUCUACAAAAAAAUCGAGAAAUUCUUGAAUGCUCGUGGAGUGCAUGGAUCUGAUUGUCUGCGUAAAGCACUCUGUGAAACCAGUCAACGACAAGGGAAUGAGAAGCCCGGAAGUUUUGUGGCAGAAAUCAUGAGAGUGAUAUUCAGCUUGCCGGUACCGAACGAAGAUACCGUUUAUCACGGUCCGAAUGAACGUGAUUAUGAUAUGGCGCAUAAUGCUAGUAUUAACUGCUCCGAAAUGUAUUCAAAGUGUAAAGAGAGUUUGUGGAACUUGGACUUUGUUUAACUUCAAUAAAAUCCAGGCGACAAUAAUGGA
Molecule: messenger RNA, 1398 nt
Organism: Bradysia coprophila
Lineage: Eukaryota; Metazoa; Arthropoda; Insecta; Diptera; Sciaridae
Source: RefSeq, a predicted model, not a curated record